Melanotaenia boesemani (Boeseman's rainbowfish) is the source of this 522-nucleotide messenger RNA. Lineage: Eukaryota; Metazoa; Chordata; Actinopteri; Atheriniformes; Melanotaeniidae. The record is from the annotation of a RefSeq genome assembly.
AUGGUCUUUUUUAUGUUUUCAUUAUUGUUUGGGUUAGUUUUAGGUUUAGCGGCAGUAGCUUCUAAUCCUUCUCCCUAUUUUGCAGCAUUAGGGCUGGUAGUGGUUGCGGGUACGGGGUUUGGAGUUUUGGUAGGCCACGGGGGGUCUUUUUUAUCUCUGAUUUUAUUUUUAAUUUAUCUAGGGGGAAUAUUGGUUGUGUUUGCGUAUUCAGCAGCGCUUGCUGCUGAGCCCUAUCCAGAGGGGUGGGGGAGUUGGCCUGUGUUGGGGAUAAUGUUAGUUUAUUUAUUGGGGGUGGGGGUGGUUGCAGGGGGGUUUUGAGGGGGAUGGUAUGAGGGGUCUUGAGUUUCAGCGGACGAGUUGAGUGAGGUAUCAGUGUUUCGGGGGGAUAUAGGAGGUAUCGCAUUAAUGUACUUGACUGGGGGAAAGUUAUUAAUUAUGGGGGCGUGGGUUCUUUUGUUGACAUUAUUUGUGGUAUUGGAGUUAACUCGGGGUCUUAGUCGGGGGACGUUGCGAGCUGUUUAG